This is a messenger RNA of Arthroderma uncinatum, 1509 nucleotides long. Its product is annotated as glucan 1,4-alpha-maltohexaosidase. Gene Ontology annotation, molecular function: calcium ion binding; hydrolase activity, hydrolyzing O-glycosyl compounds. The record is from RefSeq and is a predicted model, not a curated record. The coding region runs from base 1 to 1509 and encodes 502 amino acids. Gene Ontology annotation, biological process: carbohydrate metabolic process. Lineage: Eukaryota; Fungi; Ascomycota; Eurotiomycetes; Onygenales; Arthrodermataceae. The transcript has 8 exons.
AUGGGCCCAGUACUGUCAACAUACUAUAGACUGAAGAACGAAAAGUGGGAUGUACUAGACGAACCCCAAGCCGCCGAAUAUAACGGCCUGAUGUUCCAGGGGUUCGAAUGGCACGCUCCUCGCGAUCAUCAACACUGGAACAGACUCAACGAAAGCCUUCCCCGUCUAAAAUCUAUGGGCAUAAGCAGUAUCUGGAUCCCCCCUGGCUGCAAAGCGGCGACAGACGGAAAUGGGUACGACAUCUACGAUCUUUAUGAUGUUGGAGAAUUCAAUCAAAAGGGUCAAAUAGCAACGAAAUGGGGUACAAAGGCAGAGCUUGAGGCAUUUAUUUCUCGGGCAAGCGAGCUCGGGAUAGGAGUAUAUUGGGAUGCAGUACUAAACCAUAAAGCAGGAGCGGAUACCAAGGAGAGAUGCAUUGCUGUUCAGGUUGACCCCAAAGAUAGGACGGUGAAUAUUGCUCCCCCCAGGGAGAUCGAAGCCUGGCUAGGCCACGAUUUCCCUGGCCGGGGAAACCAAUACAGCGCUAUGAAAUACCACUGGUACCAUUUCAGUGGAGUAAACUAUGAUAUCCUCCAGCAGCAAACAGGCAUCUUCAAAUUGACUGGCCCAGACGGCAAGGACUGGGCCAAAGACGUUAGCACUGAGAACGGGAAUUAUGACUACCUUAUUUUUGCAGAUGUCGACUAUUCAAAUGCUGAAGUGAAGGAGGACGUUAAACACUGGAUCGAGUGGCUGGGGGCGCAAUUUGAGUUGAAGGGACUGAGGCUUGAUGCGGUCAAGCAUUAUUCACGAGCAUUCUUGAAGGAAUUUAUUCGGCAUAUUCGAGCAACCGUUGGCCGUGAUUGGUUCCUGGUUGCAGAGUAUUGGACUGGCGAUAUCAGCAUCCUACUUAACUAUUUCGAGCAGAUGGAAGGGGUUGUUUCGCUAUUUGAUGUUCCACUGGCAGAGAAAUUUUCUCUCCUUUCAAAGGAUGGACAGGACAUGCGGCAGGUGUUCGAUAAGACGUUUGUGCAACUUCGCCCACAAAAUGCAGUGACCUUUGUCGCCAAUCAUGAUACUCAACCAGGACAAUCCCUCGAAAUAUUGAUAGCGGCCUGGUUCAAGCCCCUUGCAUAUGCACUUAUUCUCCUCCGCCGGGAUGGCUACCCCUGCCUCUUCUACGGCGACCUCUAUGGAAUAACAAAUACGGAGCCAAAGUAUCGACUUCCAGCCGUCGACAAUUUAGCGACACUCGCGAUGGUUCGAAAGUUGUACGCCUACGGGAAACAAAGGGAUUAUUUCGACAACAAGGAGUGUAUUGGCUUCAUCCGUUACGGCGAUACAGCGCACCCGUCUGGCCUGGCCUGUCUGCUUAGCAAUAGCACCACACCAAAGUCGAAGACAAUGUACGUUGGCCUUAGCCAUGCCGGGGAGCGAUGGACUGAAGUCUUCACGUCGAGUACGGCCAUGGUAUCGGCUGUCAAGAUUGAUCAACGAGGGAGGGAGGAAGCAGAUGGAGAUAUGCAGUAG